AUGGCAAAUCUGAUUAAUUGUGCUAAUGGAUACGUUUGUUUUGAAGGGUUAGUGGAAUUCUUAAUGAGCUUAUUUUAUUUAUUUUAUUUAAUAAUUAGCUACAGAAUACUUACCAGAGAUAAAAGUGGAGUUUUGGUUGACGUUGAUAAGUAUUUGUGUUCGGCUGCUUUGGCUCAAACACUUCUGCAAACUGUUUAUUUUUUGUAUUUUGGUAACAAGUUAUAACCUAUUAGUCGUAAAGAUAAUGAUAUUUUAUUAUCAACUAUCAGAUGUAUGGGAAUAGCCAUGUAAAUAAUGAUUUGCAAUAUUUUGGGUUCUGUUAUAGCUGACGAAGAAUAAACACCUCAAGUAUGGUAACUGGCUCGAGGUUUGCUUGUAGUCACCCUACUUUUAUGGGUUUGGUUUGGAAUAUUUCAUAGAGGUGCAUUAGACUAUGAUUGCGUUUAAGUCGAUUAUCUAAUUCUUUCUGGUUUUGGAUUAUUUUUGGCUUGUGGAUCAUUUUAUAUGGGAAACUUGGCAUUGGAAGGCAUGUAGGAAUAUAAAAAUACAUUGGAUGUUGCAAGAUCUGGGGCCAUUUAAGUAUAAUAGCAUGCUUUACAAUAUAAAUAAGUGACCAUGAGAAUGACAUAAAUAACUUUAAUGCAUUAUUGUGGAUUACUCUAAUUUGGAAUGUAAUUUGCUUUUGAUUUAUUUACUUAUCUCAAAUGUGAUACUUCAAGUGGAUGCACUGAGUAUUAUAAUGCUACAUCAUUCCUGUCGGUUCUACUCUUAACUAUUUUCAAAUUGAUCUCAUUCACAACAAUACCUGCAACCAUUUUUUGGAUAUUUUAUGAAAUGAACAAAAAUAAAUUUUAAGAUGAUGAUUAAAAUGCAAUUGAAAUGAAGAUCACUUAAUGA
Messenger RNA from Paramecium tetraurelia, 897 nucleotides. RefSeq lists its product as uncharacterized. Lineage: Eukaryota; Ciliophora; Oligohymenophorea; Peniculida; Parameciidae. The transcript has 5 exons. The record is from RefSeq and is a predicted model, not a curated record.